GAUAGUAGAAGAAGUAGCUUCUGCUCCGAGCUUGUAAGCUGCUGCAUGUCGCUGAGAUAAUAGUUUGUUUUUUUUAUUUUCACAAUUAUUAUUGGGGAUAUCAGGACGGAGUUUUCUGCGGUUGAACAAGACAUGAAGUAGAAUCAAAACGCCUCGUUUUCUUUUGAAAUAUAAGGCUGGCACGAGCUCCCUGAUGCUGGUUAUCUUUAGCUCAGAGCUAGCCCGUGUUGGUUUGUUUUGCUAACAACGAGUUACAGUAACUGUUGUAUUGUGUAGCUGCUCUCUUAGUUAGUGGCGCUCUGCGGUUUGUUGUUUUUAGUUGCAGAAGCCAGUAAAAUAAAAGCGGCAUCGGCCGUGGAAAGCUGCCAGCAGCAGAGACUCUUUGUCGGUGCUAGCAGUGAUUCAAUGAGCUCCUGAGCAGCUCGCCGUGUCCGCGGAAUGAUUCAGCUGCUUGUUCGAUGGGGCUGCUGAGGAGCACGAUGCCGCCCAAGAUCCAGCUGCUAGCCGUGCUGGCGUUCGGAGUGACCAUGCUCCUGAUAGAAAACCAGAUCCAGAGACUGGACGAGUCAAGGGCCAAACUGGAGCGGACCAUGGCCAGACACGAGGUGGUGGAGGUGGAGCUGCGCCGCAGCGAGGACGGCGGCGUGCGGGAAGCCGACGACUCGGUGAUCAUCUACAACAGGGUUCCCAAGACGGCCAGCACCUCCUUCACCAACAUCGCCUACGACCUCUGCAGCAGGAACCGCUUCCACGUGCUGCACAUCAACACCACCAAAAACAACCCCGUCAUGUCCUUACAGGACCAGGUGCGCUUUGUUCGGAACGUCACCACAUGGAGGGAGAUGAAGCCUGGCUUCUACCACGGCCACGUCGCUUAUCUGGACUUCUCCAAAUACGGUGUGAAAAGUAAGCCAAUGUACAUAAAUGUGGUGCGAGAUCCGAUAGAGCGCCUCGUGUCCUACUACUACUUCCUGCGCUUCGGAGACAACUACAGACCAGGCCUUCGACGGAGGAAACAAGGGGAUAAGAAGACCUUUGAUGAAUGUGUCUCAUCAGGAGGGUCUGACUGUGCUCCUGAAAAACUUUGGCUGCAGAUCCCCUUCUUCUGUGGUCACCAUUCAGAAUGCUGGGAUGUCGGCAGUAGAUGGGCCCUGGAACAGGCCAAGUACAACCUGGUGAAUGAGUAUCUGUUGGUUGGAGUAACUGAAGAGCUGGAGGACUUCAUCAUGAUCCUAGAGGCUGUUCUGCCGCGCUUCUUCAAGGGAGCAACAGAACUCUACAGAACAGGCAAAAGGUCCCAUCUGAGGAAGACCACCGAGAAGAAGCCCCCCACCAAGGAAACCAUCGCCAAGCUGCAGCAGUCAGACAUCUGGAAAAUCGAAAACGAGUUUUACGAGUUUGCCCUGGAACAUUUCCAGUUCGUGCGCGCCCACGCCGUCCGGGAAAAGGACGGUGAACUGUACGUCCUGGCCCAGAGCUUCUUCUACGAAAAGAUCUACCCGAAGUUGAGCUGAGAGCUGAGCUGCACUCUGAGGUUAUUCCACUGGAUCUGCUGCAGACUGUUCCGUUAAAUGUCCAAGCAGAAAUAUGUUAGAUUCUUCUUUAAACUAUUUGCUGUUGAGAAAACUGAAACUUGGACUAAAAAUCUAUGCUAUGAAGAAAGUGCAUCUCCUGAGACAGUUGCUUUGGCUGGUUAGCAGGCAGCAAACUCAGCCUGAUCCAACCAGUUAAAACUUGUUCUAAACUGUGACUACAGGACAAAAACAAAACUUCUUCUGUGUUGAGUUCUUUCAUGAUUUCUGCACCAAAACUUGUUUACACAUUCCUUUCGGUCAAAGCUGCAUUUGUACACAUUGUAUCGACAAGUUGUAAACUCAAUUAUGGACCAAAAAGAGGGAGGGGGAAGCCAGAAACUAGUGGACCACUGCAUUGUUUUUGCUUCCCGACUUGCUAAUUUUGAUCAUGCUGAGAUGGUCUUUGAUUUUUAAACCUUUAACAUAUCCUGUUAGUGUUUUGUCACAGACAUAGUGCUGACUUUCAUAGACCUGCUCUCUCUGAAGCUGGAGAGAAAAGUAUUGAUCAGAUCAAUGAACACAGUGUGGAAGUACAGGGUGAUUUUAGCCAGAAUCAGACUGAUAGUGCCUUUAUUGUAAUAGAACGCUUUUGUCCACUUUGUGUGUGUUCUCACAUUCAUUCCCACUUCCUACACAACAUUCUGAAAAAAAAAAAAAACAUGACUGCAUAGUGCUUGACUUCUGUGGUUCAUUUAAUGCCCAAUGGAAUAGUUUGACUUAAUUUUGUACUGGCAAAAAUACAACAGAAAAUGGACAUAACCAGCUCUCCAAAAAUGUAAAGAUUUUAAAGUGGGCAAGAAAGAAACACGUUGAGACGCAUAUAGCUUAUAACGCUUGUCAUAAGCUAGCUGAACCUGUUUCGGCUACAUGCUGUGUCAGCUGCCCACAUUAAUACCUUCAUAUAUUUUUGGAUCGCUGGUUGUUCUGUCGUUCCUCUGAAGCGGGUACCAGUUCACUUUCCCUGCAUUCUUUUUUUCCCCACUGAAGUUAUGCGCGCCACUUUCCUCGUAAUGAAAACUACACCUCCUGACUGCAGUUCCUGGACCAGAUGCUAAAAUCCCUGGAAUCCAGCAUUCCCAAUUUACAUUCCAUUACCAGGGUUUACCAGAGCUUCCCAUUCAGACAGAUGGCUAACGUGCGCUUAGCUUAAUUGAUAUGUUUGGUUUAUUUUGGGGUGUGGGGAACAAAGCAGGAGUCUACUACUGCUAUAUUGGAAAACGAUUUGCGGUUGUGCUAAAAUGCUAACAGCUAUAGCUGGACAUCAUAAGCUUGAAGGAGCUGUUGUCCACGUGAACUUUGACAUUUAUCAACCAUCUACUGUUCUAGUUUGAUCAUUUUAGUCUCUGAAAUGUUCAUUGAAAUAUGAACACAAGUUGCAGAGAAACCGUACAUUAACAACAUACUAGCAUCAUUUUGGCAUGAGGCUUGACCGCUCUUCUGAAACGGUCAUUUGAGUGGUUUCUCUCCAGCAACAUCAAGCCACAGCUGUCGGCACCGUUUUCUGCUUCAAGAUCCAAGCGAGUCUCAUCUCUUUGCAGCCCUGACCACUCAGAACGGUCAGGGAUAUGGGUCAGAGACUCAUCACCUCUUGAGUGUUAUUCGGGGGGGGGGACCCCAGUAGACCUACAAGAACAUAACUGUCCACCUAACUGAAAGUCAGAGUUCUACAGGUCAAGAGGUCAAUCUGGUAAGGAAAACCAAUUGGUUGUGAACUCCAGAAAUCAUGCCUGGUGGAAUCUGUUGGUGCUAAAAUCUUUUUCUUUCUUUCUGAAGUUGUUCAAGUAGUUCCUUACAACUACUCCUUGGGUCAACUCUUCCACACACUCAACCUUAAAAACUAAAGACACAUAUAGAUUAUAUCAAUUCAAAGUGAAAGAAAAAAAAAUCUGCUCUUAUGAAAAACUUUCUACAAACAUACAUUCGAUCCAG
This is a messenger RNA of Xiphophorus hellerii (green swordtail), 3503 nucleotides long. RefSeq names its product heparan sulfate 2-O-sulfotransferase 1b (gene hs2st1b). Gene Ontology annotation, molecular function: heparan sulfate 2-sulfotransferase activity. Gene Ontology annotation, cellular component: membrane. The transcript is spliced from 7 exons. The record is from RefSeq and is a predicted model, not a curated record. Bases 459 to 1514 code for a protein of 351 amino acids. NCBI's taxonomy places the organism in Eukaryota, Metazoa, Chordata, Actinopteri, Cyprinodontiformes, Poeciliidae.